This is a messenger RNA of Camellia sinensis, 648 nucleotides long. The record is from RefSeq and is a predicted model, not a curated record. Lineage: Eukaryota; Viridiplantae; Streptophyta; Magnoliopsida; Ericales; Theaceae.
CUAUCUUUCCCAUUCGACUCUGAUCGAACCGUUUGAUCCCUCUCUUCGUCUCCAGUGCAGAGUUUAUUAGAGAGAGAAAGUAGAGAGAGAGAGAGAGAUGAAGAUCACGGGGCUGUUGGUGUUGAAAUGCACUCCAGAGGGAACCGAUCCGGUGAUUCUUGCGAACGCCACGGAUGUGAGCCAUUUCGGGUACUUCCAGAGAUCGAGCGUGAGGGAGUUCAUCGUCUUCGUCGGUCGGACCGUCGCUAAACGAACCCCACCUAGCCAACGCCAAUCGGUCCAACACGAAGAAUACAAAGUACAUUCAUACAAUAGGAAUGGCCUUUGUGUGGUGGGUUUCAUGGAUGAUCACUACCCAGUCCGUAGUGCAUUUUCUCUGCUUAACAAGGUGCUAGAUGAAUACCAGAAGAAUUUUGGUGAUUCAUGGAGAACUGUGCAAACAGAUAGUACUCAACCGUGGCCCUAUUUGAAUGAAGCUCUCGCCAAAUUUCAGGACCCAGCUGAAGCUGACAAGUUGUUGAAAAUACAGAGGGAAUUGGAUGAAACAAAAAUUAUUCUUGUGAGUGUUGCGUUAUAACUGCAUUAGCUUAACGAUAUUUACAAAAUCUUGGUUCCUGUUCUUAUUUAUUUAUUUGAGUUGAUACACUA